Hibiscus syriacus is the source of this 1471-nucleotide messenger RNA. Its product is annotated as pentatricopeptide repeat-containing protein At4g01400, mitochondrial. The transcript has a single exon. Gene Ontology annotation, molecular function: protein binding. Bases 37 to 1428 code for a protein of 463 amino acids. Lineage: Eukaryota; Viridiplantae; Streptophyta; Magnoliopsida; Malvales; Malvaceae. The record is from RefSeq and is a predicted model, not a curated record.
UUCAUAUCUCACAGACCAAAGCAAACGAACGAAAAGAUGCUUCAAUGGCUUGUUCAUUCCUCAAAAACUGUAAUAGCAAUAUCUCGUUCAGUCAUCAGCCCCGCAAGUGAUUCAUGUUUCCUCUUGUUCCACUCCUCAUCUAGGGAUCCGCCCCACGAACCAAAGCAACCUCAUUCGUCCCCUCCGCCAAUCGUUUCCCCUACACGAGUCCUCAAACUCAUAUCCGCCCAGUCCGAUCCUCUCCUCGCUAAGGAAAUCUUCGAUUUCGCAUCUACCCAACCUGGUUUUCGUCACUCUUACUCUUCUUUCCUUGUCCUCGUCCUCAAACUCGGCCGGUCCAAGCACUUCUCUCUCGUCGACGACCUCCUCGUUCGUCUUAAAUCCGAUCAAUACACUGUAACCCCAACUCUCUUUACUUACCUUAUCAAAAUCUACGCCGAAGCUGAUUUACCCGAGAAAGCUCUCACGGUGUUUUACAGAAUGCUUGAAUUCAAUAUCAAGCCUUUACCCAGACACUUAAAUCGCAUUCUCGAGCUUCUCGUUUCUCAUCGUAAUUUCAUCGUGCCUGCUUUUGACCUUUUCAAGAGUGCCCAUAAACACGGUGUUUUCCCCAACACGAAAUCUUACAACAUUUUGAUGGGUGCGUUUUGUUUGAAUGGGGACUUGAGUAUUGCUUACAAACUGUUCAAUAAAAUGUUUGAGAGAGACGUCGUGCCUGAUGUCGAGUCGUAUAGGAUAUUAAUGCAAGGGCUGUGUAGGAAGAGUCAAGUGAAUAAAGCAGUGGAUUUGUUGGAAGAUAUGUUGAAUAAAGGGUUCGUACCGGAUUCGUUGAGUUAUACUACUUUGUUGAAUAGUUUGUGUAGGAAGAAGAAGCUUAGAGAAGCUUAUAAACUUCUUUGUAGAAUGAAGGUUAAAGGGUGUAAUCCUGAUAUUGUGCAUUACAAUACGGUUAUAUUGGGAUUUUGUAGACAAGGGAGAGCUAUGGAUGCGGUUAAGGUUCUUGAGGACAUGCCUUCAAAUGGAUGUUUGCCGAAUUCGGUUUCGUAUCGGACUUUGGUUGCGGGGUUAUCUGAUCAAGGGGUGUUUGAUGAGGCUAAGAAGCUUAUGGAAGAAAUGUUGGUGAAGGGCUUUUCUCCGCAUUUUUCGGUUUCUCACGCCUUAGUUAAAGGGUUCUGCAAUGUUGGUAAGAUCGAUGCAGCUACUGAAGUGCUAGGGGAAAUGCUCAAGUAUCGGGAAGUACCGCAUAUCAAUACUUGGGUAACAGUAGUUCCAACAAUCUGUGAAGAUUAUGAACCAGAGAGAAUGGAGGAGAUUCUAGAAGAGGUUUUAAAGGUAGAAAUAAAAAGAAACACGAGAAUUGUGGAGGCAGGCAUUGGGUUGGAGGAUUACUUAAUUAGGAAAACAAGAUCUAGAUCAAAGUGUCCUUGAAUAGUAUCACAGAUAAUGCAGAUUUAUUGGCGAUAUAUAUAUA